Dipodomys ordii (Ord's kangaroo rat) is the source of this 7504-nucleotide messenger RNA. RefSeq names its product homeodomain interacting protein kinase 1 (gene Hipk1). Gene Ontology annotation, cellular component: nucleus; PML body; cytoplasm. The record is from RefSeq and is a predicted model, not a curated record. The transcript has 13 exons. Gene Ontology annotation, biological process: peptidyl-threonine phosphorylation; peptidyl-serine phosphorylation; smoothened signaling pathway. Bases 1 to 3339 code for a protein of 1112 amino acids. Lineage: Eukaryota; Metazoa; Chordata; Mammalia; Rodentia; Heteromyidae. Gene Ontology annotation, molecular function: ATP binding; protein tyrosine kinase activity; protein serine/threonine kinase activity.
AUGGCAUCACAGCUGCAGGUGUUUUCCCCCCCAUCAGUGUCGUCGAGUGCCUUCUGCAGUGCGAAGAAGCUGAAAAUAGAACCCUCUGGCUGGGAUGUCUCAGGACAGAGCAGCAGCGACAAGUAUUACACCCACAGCAAAGCCCUCCCAGCCACACAAGGGCAAGCUAGCUCCUCAAGCCAGGUAGCAAAUUUCAGUAUUCCUGCUUACGACCAGGGUCUCCUCCUCCCAGCACCCACCGUAGAGCACAUUGUGGUAACAGCCGCUGACAGCUCAGGCAGUGCCGCUCCAUCCACCUUCCAAAGCAGCCAGACCCUGAGUCACAGAAGCAACGUUUCUCUGCUUGAGCCAUAUCAAAAAUGUGGAUUGAAAAGAAAAAGUGAGGAAGUUGACAGCAACGGUAGCGUGCAGAUCAUAGAAGAACACCCCCCUCUCAUGCUGCAAAACAGAACCGUGGUGGGUGCUGCUGCCACGACCACCACUGUGACCACCAAAACGAGCAGUUCCAGUGGGGAAGGGGAUUACCAGCUUGUCCAGCAUGAGAUCCUUUGCUCUAUGACCAACAGCUAUGAAGUCUUGGAGUUCCUCGGCCGGGGGACGUUUGGUCAGGUGGCAAAGUGCUGGAAGCGGAGCACCAAGGAAAUUGUGGCUAUUAAAAUCCUGAAGAACCACCCCUCCUAUGCCAGACAAGGGCAGAUUGAAGUGAGCAUCCUCUCCCGCCUAAGCAGUGAGAAUGCUGACGAGUAUAAUUUUGUUCGUUCUUAUGAGUGCUUUCAGCAUAAGAAUCACACCUGCCUUGUGUUUGAGAUGUUGGAGCAGAACCUGUAUGACUUUCUAAAGCAGAACAAGUUUAGCCCACUGCCACUCAAGUACAUCAGACCCAUCUUGCAGCAGGUGGCCACCGCCUUGAUGAAACUCAAGAGUCUGGGUCUGAUUCACGCUGACCUUAAGCCUGAAAACAUAAUGCUGGUCGAUCCAGUUCGCCAACCCUACCGAGUAAAGGUCAUUGACUUUGGUUCUGCUAGUCACGUUUCCAAAGCUGUGUGUUCAACUUACCUUCAGUCACGCUACUACAGAGCCCCUGAAAUUAUUCUUGGAUUGCCAUUUUGUGAAGCUAUCGAUAUGUGGUCCCUGGGCUGUGUAAUAGCCGAGCUAUUUCUGGGAUGGCCUCUUUAUCCUGGUGCUUCAGAAUAUGACCAGAUUCGCUACAUUUCACAAACACAAGGCCUGCCAGCUGAAUAUCUUCUCAGUGCUGGAACGAAAACAACCAGGUUUUUCAACAGAGAUCCUAAUUUGGGAUACCCACUGUGGAGGCUUAAGACACCUGAAGAACAUGAAUUAGAGACUGGCAUAAAAUCGAAAGAAGCUCGGAAAUACAUUUUUAACUGCUUAGAUGACAUGGCGCAGGUAAGAAUGGUGGGUUCAGAAGGCAAGACGUCUAUAUUGUUCUCCAGUCAUACAUUUCUGUUGGCCACUGUUUUAGCUUCCAGUUCUACUGCAGCAGCUGCUACUCUUUCUCUGGCUAAUUCAGAUGUCUCAUUGCUAAACUACCAGUCAGCUUUGUAUCCGUCUUCUGCUGCUCCGGUCCCUGGAGUUGCCCAGCAGGGUGUGUCCUUGCAGCCCGGAACCACCCAAAUUUGCACUCAGACAGAUCCAUUCCAGCAAACCUUUAUAGUAUGUCCACCUGCUUUUCAAACUGGGCUACAAGCAACAACAAAACAUUCUGGAUUCCCUGUGAGGAUGGAUAAUGCUGUGCCAAUUGUACCCCAGGCGCCAGCUGCUCAGCCACUGCAGAUCCAGUCAGGAGUGCUCACCCAGGGAAGCUGUACACCACUAAUGGUAGCAACUCUCCACCCUCAAGUAGCCACCAUCGCACCGCAGUAUGCGGUGCCCUUUACCCUGAGCUGCACAGCCGGCCGGCCGGCGCUGGUUGAACAGACCACUGCUGUACUGCAAGCUUGGCCUGGAGGAACACAGCAAAUCCUCCUGCCUUCAACGUGGCAACAGUUGCCUGGGGUGGCACUGCACAAUUCUGUCCAGCCCACAGUGAUUCCAGAAGCCAUGGGUAGCAGCCAGCAGCUAGCAGACUGGAGGAAUGCCCACUCUCAUGGUAACCAGUACAGCACCAUCAUGCAGCAGCCAUCCUUGCUUACUAACCAUGUGGCCCUGGCGACGGCCCAGCCUCUGAAUGUCGGGGUUGCCCAUGUUGUCAGGCAACAGUCCAGUUCCCUCCCUUCCAAGAAAAAUAAACCAUCUGCUCCAAUCUCCUCCAAACCUGCUGUGGAUGUUCUGCCUUCCCAAGUCUGUUCCUUGGUUGGGGGCAGUCCUCUUCGCACUGCAUCUUACCAUUCCCUCAUCCCCGUCCAAGAUCAGCAUCAGCCAAUCGUCAUUCCAGACACUCCCAGCCCCCCUGUGAGUGUUAUCACUAUACGCAGUGACACUGACGAAGAAGAGGACGGCAAGUAUAAGCCCAGCAGCUCUGGCCUGAAGCCGAGGUCUAAUGUCAUCAGUUAUGUUACUGUCAAUGACUCUCCAGACUCUGACUCAUCUUUGAGCAGCCCGUACUCCACUGACCCCCUGAGCACUCUCCAGGGCAAUAGUGGACCACUUCUGGAAGGGCCCGGCAGAGUUGUGGCAGAUGGCACUGGCGCCCGUACCAUUAUUGUGCCUCCACUGAAAACUCAGCCUGGUGACUGCACUGUAGCAACCCAGGCCUCAGGUCUCCUGAGUGGUAAGACCAAGCCGGUGGCCUCCGUGAGCGGGCAGUCGUCUGGAUGCUGUGUCACCCCCACAGGCCACCGAGCGCAGCGUGGGGGGACUGGCGCAGCACAGCCACUCAACCUUAGCCAGAACCAGCAGUCAUCCUCAGCUCCGUCCUCGCAGGAGAGAAGUGGCCAUCCCGCCCCUCACAGGCAGCAGGCAUUUGUGGCCCCGCUCUCCCACGCCCCCUACGCCUUCCAGCAUGGCAGCCCACUGCACUCGACGGGGCACCCACAUCUGGCCCCCGCUCCUGCUCCCCUGCCAAGCCAGCCUCACCUCUACACGUAUGCCGCCCCCACCUCUGCUGCCACACUGGGCACCCCUGGCUCCAUUGCUCACCUUUUCUCCCCGCAGAGCUCCUCGCGGCCUGCUGCGGCCUACGGCGCCCACGCCAGUGCCCUGGUGCACCAGGUCCCCGUCAGCGUCGGGCCCAGCCUCCUCGCAUCAGCCAGUGUGGCCCCCACUCAAUACCAACACCAGUUUGCCACUCGGUCUUACAUCGGGUCCUCCCGAGGCUCGACCGUUUUUGCUGGGUACCCUCUGAGUCCCACCAAGAUCAGCCAGUUUUCCUAUUUGUAGUUGGGUGUGCGUGAGGGAGGAGGGCUCACCGCCCGUGCCUGGCCCUGAGCUCGGAGAGCUGGCGUGGUGAGCCCCCUGCCCUUCUCGUAGUUCUGCAGCUAGCAGCUCAUUCUGCAGAGCCGUGACACAGAAGGCUUUUCUCUGGGAACCUGUCUCAGUGUUGACUGCGUUGUUGUAGUCUCCCAAAGUCUGCCCCGUUUUUUAAUUUUUCUUUUGUGACAGCACUUUGGUAUUUGGAAGAACUCAGAAGCUCAUCUUCUGAAGUUACCAAGGAAGAGAGAUCACUCCAAAAUUAUCCUUUGAAAAAUGUUUGCUCUCUCUGACCUGACGUCUAUAAAUGCUUUUAAAAACAGUGAGGCCUCUCUUACUUAACUUUGUUUUAUUAUGAUAGCUGAUAAGAGGAAAUAUGCUGAUCUGGCAUUACUUCUUGUUUGUUUAAAAACCCAAGGUUUAUUUGCCCUUUUUUAUUUUAAAAACAGCUUAUGCAAAUCUAUAUUAUAUCAUCAGGCAUUUUUCCUUGAGCAUUAGUUUAUGGAGCUUUUAAACUUAAAAUGUUUUAAUUCUGUUUCCAUGUUGCAUUAUACUUAACGGACACUUGUUUUCAUGUUUGGUAAAACUCGUUGAGUGUGGAGAUUUUCUCAGUUGCUCUUGUGUUCAUUGCAAAGUGGUGUUGGAAAGGUAGUUCUCCAUUUGCUGAUAACUCAGUGUGAGAGAACCUGUGCCUGAACAUGCGGGCACCAAGUAUUGUCUUUAAAUGAAACACCAUGAAUUCUUGUUAAACUUAUUUUUAAAACUCCUCUGAUUCAACUAAAGUUUUAUUAGUAACAAAGCCAUUCAGGUGUUUUUUGGCAUAAGGUGGCAGUUGUUUUACUUCAUGCAAGAUCUCUUUAUUAUGAGACAUUUGGUCUUGGCGAGCCUUGUCUUCAGAUGGUUGCCCUCGGUGAGCCCUGCCGAAAGAUGAUAUGAAUUCUCAAUAACACAUCUCUGCUUUCUCUCUCUCUCUCUUUCUCUCUUUCUCUCUCUCUCUCUCUCUCCUGUUUUAUGUGACUUAUUUGGGGGAGAAAGCUAAAGAGUUUGAAAUCAGAUGCAAAUGUCAUGUAUAGCUUUUAUACUUCAAAGUAGCUUCCUUCGUAUGCCAGCAGCAAACUGAAUGCUCUCUUAUUAAGACUUCUAUAAUAAGUGCAUGUAGGAAUUGGAAAAAAUAUUUUAAAAGUUUAUUACUGAAUUUAAAAAUAUUUUAGAAGUUUUGUAAUGGUGGUGUUUUAAUAUUUUGCAUAAUUAAAUGUGUACAUAUUGAUUAGAAAAAUAUAACAAUUUUUCCUGCUAACCCAAAAUGUUAUUCGUAAUCAAAUGUGUAGUGAUUACACUUGAAUUGUGUAUUUAGUAUGUAUCUGAUCCUCCAGUGUUACCCCGAAGAUGGAAUUAAUGUCUCCAUUGUAUUUAAACCAAAAUGAACUGACACUUGUUGGAAUGUAUGUGAACUAAUUGCAAGUUACAUAGAGCGUAUUACUGUCGUGCUGGAUGAGCAGGGGCCUGGCCUGCAAGCAGAGGAGACCCUUGGCGUUGUUUUGCACAGGUGUGUCUGGUGAGGAGUUGUUCAGUAUGCGUCUUUCCCUUCCUUUUCUCCUCCCCAUAUUGUAGUGCCUUAUAUGAUAAUGUAGUGGUUAAUAGCGUUUACAGUGAGCUUGCCUUAGGAUGGACCAGCAAGCCCCCGUGGACCCUAAGCUGUUGAGCUGUUCCCUGGGAUUUAUCAGAACAGGACUAGUAGCUGUUGUGUAAAGCAUUGUUCUCCGUUUUCCUGCUGACAUAGGGAAAUAAAAACAGCAGCUUUUCUUGUGUACCGCCACUCUGCCCCCUUCCAACUUGGACUCUCAGCUGUGUUCUCACAGAAACAUUUCCCAGGUGGCUCUCACUGCAUUGCUACCUUGCUUCUGUGAGAAUUCAGGAAGCAGGUGAGAGAAGUCAAGCCAAUAUUGAAUAUGCAUCUUUUAAAGUAUGUGCAAUCACUUGGAAUGAGAUCUUCUUUUCCUUUUCCUGUGUAGUAGUUCUUUCUGCUAGUAGUUCACAUUGCUAGUCAAAUAUUUGCUUGUUGAGAAAAAAACAUGUAACAGAUGUGUUUAUACCAAAGAGCCUGUUGUAUUGCUUACUGUGUCCCAUACUGUGAGGAGGAGUUUUGUGGCGCUGCUGGUGGCAAGAGACUCACAGGGGUGUUUCUUCAUCAGUGAAGAACAUGAAGAAGGAGCUAAAGCCUGUCGAAUCACUGAGGCUUUUGAGGUUUCUUUGUGACAACUUGUAUAUUCCUGGGGCCCUUCCAACUGGGACUUGUCCCAGCGAUAACCCCACCAUUGAUGUGGGUGAAGCAGAAAGGACAGAGGGGGUCGAUUUGGAGGAGGAAGAUGAGCCCUGAGACACAGGUGUGUUCCAUCUGAGCUGAAGACAAGACUUGAGGGGUAAUUCCAGGACUGGCUCUGUGCAGAGAUGGUGAUAGAAGGUGCAGGAUGCUGACGGGAGAUUUCAUGGAGCCUGGUUGACACACACUACCAGGCUGAACACCGACGAGCAGUCGGUGUAUUAAGAGUUUCUUUGCUGUGGGGAGUAAGGGCUUCCUGGUGGGGCAGAUAGCCUGCGUAGUCUGCCAGGAGCACGUUGCAUUUUCUGUAAAUUUUAAAAAGUUAAUUAUGUGUUCAGCACUCUGUUUGGUCAGGAUUGCCAAACAGUUUGUGUAGUUUGCUACUGGUGUCAUUCAGUUUUCUGGUCAGUGUGUAUCAUCUUUGUGUCUCCUCCCUGCCCACCCCACUUUUUUUUGGCAGAGUACAUUCUAAUUAUCUUGUUUAAAUGGAGUCUAGUUUCUAGUUUCCAACAUUUUGUUGUUGUUCCUUUAUCUUUCCUCAUCAAGGGACAGGAUUUGUUGUUUUUGUAAGAAGUGAGAUGUAGGGAACAAACAAAUCCCCACUUCGGGCCCUCGUCCAAUAGGCAGACAUCAUUUAAGAUAGGGAACAGCGGAGCUUGGAUCACUGUGGGGUCAUGUGACUAGCAGCGUGAGAGCGUCUCAUGCUCUGCUUGGUGACAUCUCAGGUGUCUGCUACAUGUGUGUGCACUCUACACAGCUUUGGAGCUUAGAUGAACAUCUCUGGCUUUUGGGGCCUGUGAAUGGAGUGAGCAGCCGGCCUGCUUCCGCAUGGCUGGUCUCAAAGCAGAUGACGGUGUCCAGCCCUCCCUGAACUUGUACUUUUCAGUGAGGGGAUGUGUGAAAGGGUUUAGUAGAGCUAUCCAGGCUCUUAGGGACACUAGAUUGCUCCAGAGUGUUUAAUAGCUCCCAGGAAGUUCUGCUGCUGUCUGGGUUGAGCUGAAAUGCCAGCCCCAGGAAUAAGAACUCCACGUCAACCCAUUCUGGCCAUCCUGAGCCUGCUUCUGUGAUUGCUCACCCAUCAUUCACCACCAGAGAGGCCAAGCUUGGCUGCCCUGAGCCAGGCAAGCAGUUCAGCAGUGUGUGUUACUUCGCAUUAUUAGGCAGAAAUCCACCGUUGAGGUGGUUUGUUUUAUGCUAGGAAAUGAGUUUGCCCCCCAGUUAUAGGAGUGGCCCAAGCCUGCUUCCUAUUUUGAUUUUUUUUUAAUUGAUUGAUGGCGCAGCAUGUGUGUACAUGGUUGUUUGUUGCUAAACUUUAUAUAAUGUGUGGUUUCAAUUCAGCUUGAAAAAUAAUCUCACUCCAUGUAGCAGUACAUUAUAUGUACAUUAUAUGUAACGUUAGUAUUUCUGCUUUGAAUCCUUGGUAUUGCAAUGGAAUUCCUACUUUAUUAAAUGUAUUUGAUAUGCUAGUUAUUGUGUGUGAUUUAAACUUUUGCUUUCUCCCUUUUCUGGUGUGCACUUCCUUUUACAACAAGCCUCUAGAAACAGAUUGUUUCUGAGAAUGACUGAGCUGUGUUCGUAAUACAGAUGUACUUAGGGAGUAUGUAAAAUAAUCAUUUUAACUAAAGAAAUAGAUAUUUAAAAUUUAUUACUAACUACGGGGAAAAGGGUCCAUUGUGUAAAACAUACUUUAUCUUUGGAUUCAAUGUUUGUCUUUGGUUUUACAAAGUAGCUUGUAUUUUCAGUAUUUUCUACAUAAUAUGGUAAAAUGUAGAGCAAUUGCAAUGCAUCAAUAAAAUGGGUAAAUUUUCUGAUUCA